Molecule: messenger RNA, 1707 nt
Organism: Erigeron canadensis
Lineage: Eukaryota; Viridiplantae; Streptophyta; Magnoliopsida; Asterales; Asteraceae
Product: cytochrome P450 CYP749A22-like
Exons: 5
Coding region: 1-1545 (514 amino acids)
Molecular function (GO): oxidoreductase activity, acting on paired donors, with incorporation or reduction of molecular oxygen; iron ion binding; heme binding
Source: RefSeq, a predicted model, not a curated record
AUGCUGAAUAUUUUAGGAUACUUGAUAGGCCUACUAUGCUCUAUACUCUUCGUUGCUAUCUUCAAGUUCUAUAACAAGUUUUGGCUGGUUCCAACGCGUAUAAAAAAUGUGUUGAAUUCACAGCAAAUUAUGGGUCCUUCCUAUAAUUUCAUUCAUGGCAACACCAAGGAAAUUUCUAUGUUGAGAAACAAAUCAAUGAUCUUGCCAAUGGACACAUCAUCGCAUAACAUAUUCCCUCGUGUUCAACCACACAUGGACGCAUGCUUUAGAAUAUACGGAAAGAACUUUCUAUAUUGGCAUGGUCCUCAACCUGAAUUAGUUAUCGCGGAACCAAAGCUUCUCAAAGAAGUGAUGAGUGAAAAAGAAAUUUCGAUGGGGAGACCGGAUAUGGGGCCCGUUUUUAAGAGAUUACAUAAAGAAGGUCUACUUUUAUCUGAAGGAGAUAAAUGGGUAAAAAAGCGAAAAAUAGCAACUCAUGCUUUCAAUGGUCAAAGGUUAAAAGACAUGAUUCCUGCGAUGAUUGAAAGCGUCAGCAUGAUGCUAAAACGGUGGAAAGAUGCUAAAACUAAAGAGAUGGAUGUUUAUGCAGAAUUCAAGAUUUUAACAUCAGAAGUGAUUUCGAGGACCGCAUUUGGGAGUAGCUAUGAGGAAGGAAAGCAAGUUUUCCAAAAGCUCGGGGCGUUAAGCCUAUUAGCCGCAAAAAACUCAAACAAAAAUAGGCUUCUUGGAUUUGGAAAGAUAUUCAAAGAUAAAGAUGUUAUAGAAUCAAACAAACUGGAUACGGGCAUUCAAGAAAUCAUUCUGCAAAUGAUAAGAAACAGAGAAAGUAUGCCAACUUCACAAGAUGAAGAAAACUUCAAGAGUGAUUACCUCGGGUUACUUUUGAACGCACAAUAUUACAUGGACAAAGAUUGCAAGUUUUCUAUACAGGAAAUUAUUGGUGACUGCAAAACGUUUUACUCAGCCGGCCAUGGAAUGACAUCCAUCUUGCUCUCAUGGAUGACUCUUCUUUUAGGUAUCCACACUGAAUGGCAAGAAAAAGCACGGAUGGAGGUUCAAGAAGUUUUUGGGCAACAAAUCCCUUCAUCAGAUGGCGUAGCAAAACUCAAAAUAAUUGGCAUGAUAAUAAACGAGACACUAAGACUAUAUCCUCCUGCAGUUGUCAUAAUCCGAAAAGUUUCAAGGGAAAUGAAAGUCGGAAAACUGAUUGUUCCAGCAAACAUAAACUUGCAUGUACCCGUCCUAGCACUUCAUCAUGACCCCGAGAUAUGGGGAAAGGAUGCUCAUUUGUUUAAACCAGAAAGAUUUUCGGAAGGGAUUGCUAAAGCAACCAACAACAAUCCAGGAGCAUUCAUCCCUUUUGGUUAUGGACCCCGAAACUGUGUGGGAUCCAAUUUUGCCUUGAAUGAAGCGAAAGUUACCCUCUCGAUGAUCUUACAGCAUUAUAGAUUCACUCCAUCAUCAAGCUAUGUACAUGAACCAAUACUUCAGCUUGUGACACCUCGUCCGAAAUAUGGUGUCCAGAUGAUCUUUCAAGAUCUCUAAAAGUUUAUGUUUGCGUGAUCUCUCAAGAUUUGUUCUCAAUUUUCAAAACUUUAUUAUCGGAUUUGCUUAAAGUUGGAACUUGAUUUCUAAUAAGGUGAAUGAACGUCUAAUAUAGCUGUGCUAACUCUACUCUUUAAUUUAGGAACAAGAAUUAGCGAUUUA